Grammomys surdaster is the source of this 671-nucleotide messenger RNA. Its product is annotated as odorant-binding protein 2a-like. Gene Ontology annotation, molecular function: small molecule binding. Lineage: Eukaryota; Metazoa; Chordata; Mammalia; Rodentia; Muridae. The transcript is spliced from 7 exons. The coding region runs from base 1 to 531 and encodes 176 amino acids. The record is from RefSeq and is a predicted model, not a curated record.
AUGAAGAGCCUGCUCCUCACCAUCCUGCUGCUUGGGCUGGUGUCUGUCCUGAAGGCUCAGGAAGCCCCAUCAGAUGACCAGGAGGAUUACUCUGGGACCUGGUACCCAAAGGCCAUGGUACACAAUGGGAGCCUACCCAACCACAAGAUACCUGGUAGGGUUUUCCCUGUGAAAUUAGUAGCUCUGGAAGAAGGAGACUUGGAGGCCACAGUUAUAUUCUGGAAGAAGGGUCAUUGCCAUGAGUUUAAAUUCAUGAUGGAGAAAACGGAAGAGCCUGGCAAAUACACCACCUUUCAUGGCAAGAAGGUUGUCCAUGUUGAAAAGACGUCGGUGAAGGAUCACUACAUUUUCUACUGCGAAGGCCGGCACGAUGGGAAGUCAUUCGGGAUGGGAAAGCUCAUGGGGAGAGACUCUGAGGAAAACCCAGAGGCGAUGGAAGAAUUUGAGAAAUUCAUACAGCGUAUGGGACUCCGACGGGAAAACAUGUUUGUGCCAGAGAUCAGAGAUGAGUGUGUUGAUGAAAGUGACUGAGGAGCUACCACAGCAGCUACCAAGGUCUGCAGCAGCUGAGCCAGCCUUGCUUCCAACAGUAGGCUGGGACAGCCUUGCACCACACCUCUCCUGGACCACACUUUCCACUGCUUCACCAUUCCCCUCUCAGUACGGGCUCC